GCCAAGAUUGUCCGGAGCAAGUCGACACGCUGCCUGUCCUUCCCUCUGACUGUCACCACCUUCCUGGCCUCCACCAGCUGGACGCUCUACGGCCUGCAGCUCAAUGACCUCUACAUCAUG
Molecule: messenger RNA, 120 nt
Organism: Balearica regulorum gibbericeps (East African grey crowned-crane)
Lineage: Eukaryota; Metazoa; Chordata; Aves; Gruiformes; Gruidae
Source: RefSeq, a predicted model, not a curated record